Odobenus rosmarus divergens (Pacific walrus) is the source of this 2437-nucleotide messenger RNA. RefSeq names its product methionine adenosyltransferase I, alpha (gene MAT1A). Gene Ontology annotation, biological process: S-adenosylmethionine biosynthetic process. Gene Ontology annotation, cellular component: cytosol. The record is from RefSeq and is a predicted model, not a curated record. Gene Ontology annotation, molecular function: methionine adenosyltransferase activity; ATP binding. NCBI's taxonomy places the organism in Eukaryota, Metazoa, Chordata, Mammalia, Carnivora, Odobenidae. The transcript has 10 exons. Bases 490 to 1680 code for a protein of 396 amino acids.
GGAAAGAGUUCCUGGCUGCCUGUUUGUAUCCCUGAGUCACCACAGACCCCCGCCCUCCAACGUGGGAUGUUAACCUUGGAGCAAUAUGGAGAUUAGCUGCAGAGCUGAAGCAGAGUCCCAAAGGAGCUUCAGUUCUGCAGAAUCUACACAGCCUACUUUACCAUACAUUGGCCAGAUGCUAGGGCUCGGGACGUCCAAGCUGACAACUGGAAUCCCUCAAGGAGUCACUCAGGAGCAAGCUGUGACCAGUCGGAGGGAGUGACACAUCUGCGCUCAGUUCCUCCUCACCGUCCUCACCUCCUUCUCACGUGCUUGCGGGCUGUUCGGCAGAAGUGAGCCCCGUGGCUCUGCCAAAGACAAGCCUGUUGCGUUUACAGAAGGGAAAAAAAAAAAAAAAACCAACAAAACCAAAAACCCAAACAAACCUCGGGCAAAGUGACGGCAUUGAAAUCGUUACCCUGAAGAAACUGCGCGGAGAAGUGUGCAAAGAUGAAUGGACCGGUGGAUGGCUUGUGUGACCAUUCUCUAAGUGAAGAAGGAGCGUUCAUGUUCACAUCAGAGUCGGUCGGAGAGGGACACCCGGACAAGAUCUGUGACCAGAUCAGUGAUGCCGUGCUGGAUGCCCAUCUGAAGCAGGACCCCAAUGCCAAGGUGGCCUGUGAGACGGUGUGUAAGACAGGCAUGGUGCUGCUCUGCGGCGAGAUCACCUCCACGGCCACGGUGGACUACCAGCGGGUGGUGAGAAGCGCCAUCAGGCACAUUGGCUAUGACGACUCUGCCAAGGGCUUUGACUUCAAGACCUGCAACGUGCUGGUGGCUCUGGAGCAGCAGUCCCCGGAUAUCGCCCAGUGCGUACAUCUGGACAGGAGUGAGGAGGACGUCGGGGCCGGAGACCAGGGUUUGAUGUUCGGCUAUGCCACCGAUGAGACGGAAGAGUGCAUGCCCCUCACUGUUAUCCUCGCUCACAAACUCAACGCCCGGAUGGCAGACCUCAGACGCUCCGGGGUCCUCCCCUGGCUGCGGCCUGACUCCAAGACUCAGGUGACAGUUCAGUACACCCAGGACAAUGGCGCGGUCAUCCCCGUGCGCAUCCACACCAUCGUCAUCUCCGUACAGCACAACGAGGACAUAACCCUGGAGGACAUGCGCAAGGCCCUAAAGGAGCAGGUGAUCAAGGCCGUGGUGCCCGCCAAGUACCUGGACGAAGACACCAUUUACCACCUGCAGCCCAGCGGGCGGUUUGUCAUUGGCGGUCCCCAGGGGGACGCGGGCGUCACUGGCCGUAAGAUUAUCGUGGACACCUAUGGUGGCUGGGGGGCGCAUGGUGGCGGGGCCUUCUCUGGGAAGGACUACACCAAGGUGGACCGCUCGGCAGCGUACGCAGCCCGCUGGGUGGCCAAGUCCUUGGUGAAAGCGGGGCUCUGCCGGAGAGUGCUCGUGCAGGUUUCCUAUGCCAUUGGUGUGGCUGAGCCACUGUCCAUUUCCAUCUUCACCUACGGAAGCUCUCAGAAGACAGAGAGAGAGUUGCUAGAUGUGGUCAAUAAGAACUUUGACCUUCGGCCUGGUGUCAUCGUCAGGGAUUUGGAUUUGAAGAAGCCCAUCUACCAGAAGACGGCGUGCUAUGGCCAUUUCGGAAGAAGCGAGUUCCCGUGGGAAAUUCCCAAGAAGCUUGUGUUUUAGAGCUGGUGGGAGUGGGGCCGGGCCUGGCCCUGAAGGCAUCUGGGUGGCCUGCUUCCUCUUCUUCAGCAUCCCAGCUCUCACAUGUCCCAGACCCAGGGCUCUGACUGCCCUCCCAGGGAGUGCCUUCCCACCCCCCACCCCCUCCUGGACCAAGCCACAUUCCUAGGGUUAGCCCUGUGCUGUCAUCACUGUGAAUGGCAGGAGGCUUGCUGGUGCUGGGGGUCACAUCUCCUCAGGAGGGUGGUCACAAUGUUCCCCUGCUUUUCCCUCAGACCUAGGCCAUGUUCAUUUAGUGGAAAAACCAUCCCUAUCAAGAGUAAAUCCCCUCACUCACCUCCCCCGUGAGCGGUCCGCUCCUCCCUCACAGAUCUCAGGGAUCCUGGGUGUGCCGGGUCAGCCCUUCACAUCUGUGGCCUGUGUCCUAAGCCAGGGCCUUCACAGAGGCCUCCCGGGCUAGGCAUCUGGCCAAGGUAGGAACAGGGGCUGACAUCUCCUAAGCAUCUACAAAUGUGUGAGGGACUGAGCUAAUUACUGAUCUCAUUUCUUCUUCACUGCAACAUGAUGAGGUUAACACCUCAUUCCCACUUCUAUAGGGGGAAACUGAGGCACAGACUACGUAGGUAACUUCCCCAAGGUCCUAUAGCCACACGUGUCAGGACCUAGACAUGAGUCCCGGAGCUCUGACUCAGGAACCCGUACACCCCCCAGCCCCGUUGCCAUCUCAUGCCAGAUGCAGGCCUGAGCAAUGACAAAGCAG